AUGAUAAUGUCUUUACUUCCUUCCUUCAUUCUUUCUGACGAAUCUAAAGAACGCAUCUCUAAAAUCCUGGAUUUGACGCAAACUAUCGCUCGUUAUGGUUGGUUACCUUUUAUCCUAUAUAUGGGCUGGUCUCACACUGCUAACUCUCCAAAUCUACUAAACCUUUUGUCUCCAUUACCAAGUGUUUAG
Molecule: messenger RNA, 189 nt
Organism: Eremothecium sinecaudum
Lineage: Eukaryota; Fungi; Ascomycota; Saccharomycetes; Saccharomycetales; Saccharomycetaceae
Gene: TOM7
Product: Tom7p
Exons: 1
Coding region: 1-189 (62 amino acids)
Biological process (GO): protein import into mitochondrial matrix
Cellular component (GO): mitochondrial outer membrane translocase complex
Source: RefSeq, a predicted model, not a curated record